Molecule: messenger RNA, 2541 nt
Organism: Heterocephalus glaber (naked mole-rat)
Lineage: Eukaryota; Metazoa; Chordata; Mammalia; Rodentia; Bathyergidae
Source: RefSeq, a predicted model, not a curated record
GGGCGGGGGUUCCGUGUUUUGGGAGUAAUGGAGGCGCUGAUUCCUGUCAUCAACAAGCUCCAGGACGUUUUCAACACGGUGGGCGCCAACAUCAUCCAGCUGCCUCAGAUCGUCGUGGUGGGAACUCAGUACAGUGGGAAGAGCUCAGUGCUAGAAAGCCUGGUGGGGAGGGACCUGCUUCCCAGAGGUACUGGUAUCAUCACUCGGAGACCUCUGAUUCUGCAGCUGGUCCAUCUCUCACCAGAAGACAAACGCAAAACAACAGGAGAAGAAAACGGGGUAGAAGCAGAAGAAUGGGGUAAAUUUCUUCACACCAAAAAUAAGCUCUACAUAGAUUUUGAUGAAAUUCGACAAGAAAUUGAAAAUGAAACAGAAAGAAUUUCAGGGAAUAAUAAGGCAGUAAGUCCUGAACCAAUUUAUCUUAAGAUUUUUUCUCCCAACGUUGUGAAUUUGACAAUUGUGGAUUUGCCAGGAAUGACCAAGGUGCCUGUAGGUGACCAACCUAAGGAUAUUGAGCUUCAAAUCAGAGAGCUCAUUCUUCGGUUCAUCAGUAAUCCCAAUUCCAUUAUCCUCGCUGUCACUGCUGCUAAUACAGAUAUGGCAACAUCAGAGGCACUUAAAAUUUCAAGAGAGGUAGAUCCGGAUGGCUGAAGAACCCUCGCUGUGAUCACUAAACUUGAUCUCAUGGAUGCGGGUACUGAUGCCAUGGAUGUGUUGAUGGGAAGGGUUAUUCCAGUCAAACUUGGAAUAAUCGGAGUGGUUAACAGGAGCCAGCUAGAUAUUAACAAUAAGAAGAGUGUAACUGAUUCAAUCCGUGAUGAAUAUGCUUUUCUUCAAAAGAAAUACCCAUCUCUUGCCAAUAGAAAUAGAACAAAGUACCUCUCUAGGACUCUAAACAGGUUACUGAUGCAUCACAUCAGAGACCGCUUACCAGAGCUGAAGACCAGAAUCAAUGUUCUAGCUGCUCAGUAUCAGUCUCUUCUGAACAGCUACGGUGAACUCGUGGAUGAUAAAAGUGCUACUUUACUUCAGCUUAUUACCAAAUUUGCCACAGAAUAUUGUAACACUAUUGAAGGAACUGCAAAAUAUAUUGAAAUUUCAGAGCUAUGUGGUGGUGCUAGAAUUUGUUAUAUUUUCCAUGAGACUUUUGGCUGAACCUUAGAAUCUGUUGACCCAUUAGGUGGCCUUAACACUAUUGAUAUUUUGACUGCCAUUAGGAAUGCUACUGGUCCUCGUCCUGCUUUGUUUGUGCCUGAGGUUUCAUUUGAGCUAUUGGUCAAACAGCAAAUCAAACGUCUAGAAGAGCCCACCCUCCGCUAUGUAGAACUGGUUCAUGAGGAAAUGCAAAGGAUCAUCCAGCACUGUAGCAAUUACAGUACACAGGAAUUAUUACAGUUUCCUAAGCUUCAUGAUGCCAUAGGUGAAGUAGUGACUUGUCUUCUCCAUAAAAGGCUGCCUGUAACAAAUGAAAUGGUACAUAACUUGGUGGCCAUUGAAUUGGCUUAUAUCAACACAAAACAUCCUGACUUCGCUGAUGCUUGUGGGCUAAUGAACAAUAAUAUAAAGGAAUGAAGGAAAAACAGGCUAGCAAGAGAAUUACCUUCAGCUGUAUCACGAGACAAGUCCUCUAAAGUUCCAAGUGCUUUGGUGCCUGCCUCCCAGGAGCCCUCCCCUGCUGCUUCUGCGGAGGCUGACGGCAAGCUAAUUCAGGACAGCAGAAGAGAAACUAAAAAUGUUGCAUCUGGAAGUGGUGGGGUUGGAGAUAGUGGUCAAGAACCAACAACUGGCAACUGGUGAGGAAUGCUGAAAACCUCAAAAGCUGAAGAGGUACUAGCUGAAGAAAAAUCAAAACCAAUUCCACUUAUGCCAGCAAGUCCACAGAAGGGCCAUGCUGUCAAUCUGCUGGAUGUGCCAGUUCCUGUUGCAAGAAAACUAUCUGCCCAUGAACAGAGAGAUUGUGAGGUUAUUGAACAACUCAUCAUCAGAAAGAAUAUUCGAGACAGCGUGCCAAAGGCAGUAAUGCAUUUUUUGGUUAAUCAUGUGAAAGAUACUCUUCAGAGUGAGCUAGUAGGACAACUUUAUAAAUCGUCCUUAUUGGAUGAUCUCCUGACCGAAUCUGAGGACAUGGCCCAGCAUAGGAAAGAAGCAGCUGACAUGCUGAAGGCAUUACAAGGAGCCAGUCAAAUUAUUGCUGAAAUCCGAGAGACUCAUCUUUGGUGAAGAGAACUAUAUAACACCGACUGUUGACAUGAAACCUGCUAGUUACUGCCUAUUGAGUAGAAUUUUAUUUAUGAACUACUGGGUACUGCAGUGAUGCAAAUCUCCUCAUGUGAAGACUGGCUGUAAACUGAAGUGUAUUCUGCAAUGCAGAAAAAAUCACACAUUUAAUCCAAAUAAUAAAUGGCUGUUUCUAAAGUUUUCCUAUACAUAUACAUGUCUAUCUUGUGACAGUUUCAUUUGAACUUAAGAACUGUUGAUGUUCUAGUUGUACAAAGCCACUUGCCUGUGGAUAAGAUGACCUGUGUAAUUUUUGUUAGUAGU